Saccostrea cuccullata (small rock oyster) is the source of this 1080-nucleotide messenger RNA. RefSeq names its product tyrosinase-like protein 2. Gene Ontology annotation, molecular function: oxidoreductase activity. The coding region runs from base 223 to 1080 and encodes 285 amino acids. The transcript is spliced from 4 exons. Lineage: Eukaryota; Metazoa; Mollusca; Bivalvia; Ostreida; Ostreidae. The record is from RefSeq and is a predicted model, not a curated record.
CUGCAAAGCCUCGUUUUGUUUCUUAUCGUUGCAAGUCAUUUUCCUGCAGUUUCUGCAUUUGUAGAACAUCAUUUAAGGGUUGAGAUUUUGACGGAAGCAGAUCCCUUCUUCUGCAACGAAACCUUGUUUGACCUAGACACCUGUCAAAAUGUAACAUACGAUUAUUUCUGCACACUUAACAAGCCUACCCAGGACUGGUUUUAUGAGCUUUACAGAGAGGCAAUGUCGGACACACAACAUACACGUAAGGAGAUGAGGACACUGAGUGAGACAGAGAAGCAAGAAUACAUUGAUGCUGUACUGGCCCUCAAAAACGACACGACCAUAUGGCCCAACAAAUAUGAUGCAAUUGCGAUGAUUCACACCAAUCAGACCAUUUGUUCCAUUCAUAGAGGGAGCAACUUUUUAGGCUGGCACCGAGUGUAUCUUCUGAUAUUUGAGGCAGCUCUUCGUCAGAAAAAUAAAAAGGUGGCUCUACCGUAUUGGGAUUCCCUACUAGACAACUACAUGGACAACGACCCAACACCUUCAAAGUCUGUUGUUUUUACAGAGGAAUUUCUGGGAAACGGUAAUGGUAAUGUGAGUACAGGUCCAUUUAAAUUCUGGAGAGACGUUGAUAAUUGUACUCUACAGAGAAGUCUUAAUUUUAAUAACUCCGGUAAAUUGAUGUCACAUAGCACAAUCGAUAUGAUAAAGAAUGAUUUGUCAGUCCAUCACAUGAAACAAAUAAUUUACGAUAGGAAAAACAAUACUCACACCUUGGAAGGUCAACACAAUGUUGUUCACAAUUGGGUGGGCGGUAUGAUGUCCAUUUUAGACGAUUCACCCCGUGACCCCGUCUUUUUUCUCCACCAUGCUUACAUCGACUAUAUAUGGACAAAAUUUACUCAGAAACAAUCGGCUAUGAACGUUGAAGAAGAAUAUGAAAUUAUUGGGAAUGACAUAAAACGUCAUUAUCCUAACCGAACGAUGGAUUGCUUCUAUUGGAUGAGAAAUGAGGUCGGACUUAAACCAGAUCUUGCAGCAAAUGUUCUUUAUGAAGAUUCACCUGCAUGUCCGGACUGUGCAAGCCUGAACUGA